This is a messenger RNA of Linepithema humile (Argentine ant), 3939 nucleotides long. It is a transcript of the gene dpr1, whose product is annotated as defective proboscis extension response 1. Gene Ontology annotation, biological process: synapse organization. Gene Ontology annotation, cellular component: neuron projection membrane. NCBI's taxonomy places the organism in Eukaryota, Metazoa, Arthropoda, Insecta, Hymenoptera, Formicidae. The record is from RefSeq and is a predicted model, not a curated record.
GGCAGGCCUCAUCCGCGCCGGCGGCUGGUCCAUGCGGGUUCAACGUCGUCGCGCGGGACGACGACGACGACGACGAAGGCGAAAGACGGCGAAAGACGGUGACGUGUCGGUUCGGCGACGAUCAAAAGCGUACGAUGACGAUCGUCCGGCAAAGUUGCGUGAGUUAAUCUCGGAAGGUGACUCCGAAUCUGACCGACCGAUCUCUGCGAUAAAACGCGAUAGUGCGCCGUCCCGGCCGGAGGAUGCUGCGCCUGAGACCGAGCACUCGCGGGUCGCGCGUCGCGACGCUCGUCCAGGCGACGGCUCCACGUGAGCGCGGCUGCUGUCAUCAUCGGGGACGCGUGCAUGUCGGCCGCGCGAAAGCGGCCGCGGAACGCCGUCUGUGAGCACCCGGACCUUAUUGUCUGUCGAAUACUAUUGAGGAUUUACAAUCGAUUUCACCCCGUGAAACUCGAUUAAAGAUAUACCGUGGCUCUCGCAUUCUUCGCUUCCGCGAAUCCGGAGCUGAUUGUUUCAGCAAAACUGCUGACGUGAAUAAUUAAUCCCUCUUCAGGUGUUAAUCGUGAUGCAGUGAGGAUUUUUCUAUCGGAACACUUAUGUGCAUGUAAAAGUUAAUAAAAAAAUUGCUUACAGUGGAGUACGGAACACACAUGUAUGGUCUUUGACAAAGCGAAAUAGAUGCCUGGGAAAAGCAUUGUUCUCGAUUUGACAAAAGAUUAAACUGAGCUUCGCUGUAAAAGAAAAAAAAAGUGAAAGAAGUUGCACACAAGUGCGCGGACACAGCAACAAAAGAAUUGAUAUUCAUUUCGCAGUACUGAAUAUUGACAAGCGUUUAACGAGCAAGGAUCGGUAGUGCAGCGAGCGAUCGAGGUGUUAAAAAUGCUGUGUCGCUGGCUCGCCGUCCUGGUACUCGCUGGUUUUCUGCUGGUUAUCGAGGCGAUCGCGGUCAGCCAAGGUACGUUCACUCGCGAUCAGAGAGUCUUGAGCGGGAGUCUUAUUCAGGGGAGUCACAACGUCAGCGGCGUGCCGGCUUUCGAAACAAACGUGCCACGGAAUGUCACUACUGCAGUCGGUCAGACCGCCUUUCUUCACUGCAGAGUUCAUCAACUGGGCGACAAGGAGGUGUCCUGGAUGCGUAAGCGGGAUAUGCAUAUCCUGAGUGCCGGUCGUAUCAUGUACACGUCGGACCUGAGGUUCCAAGUGAUCCAUACGGACAAGUCGGAGAAUUGGACGUUGCAGAUCAAGUCGCCGCAGGAGCGUGAUUCCGGCGUGUACGAGUGCCAGGUCAGCACCGAACCGAAGAUGUCGCUCAACUAUAGCCUCAACGUGGUCGAAGCGCGAGCCAGAAUACUGGGCCAGUCGGACAUCUACGUGAAAACCGGAAGUCUUCUGACGUUGACGUGUCUCAUGUCUCAAGGCCCCCAUGAUCUAGGAACGGUGGCCUGGUAUCGGGGCAAUCAGGCGGUGGUAACUUCACCGCAAUCAGAAAAUGACGUCGACACGGAACCUCGCAUAACCGUCGAGACGGAAUGGAGCGACGCCCUCACAUCGAAAUUGAAGAUCACGCAUGCGAAGCUCGGUGACUCCGGAAACUACAGUUGCGUUCCUACCGUGGCGGAGAGAGCGAGUGUCAACGUGCACGUGAUCAAUGGGGAACAUCCAGCCGCGAUGCAGCACGGCAACACGGCGGCCGGCUCGCCCAACUCCAAGACGGUUCUGGUGAUGCUCGCCUUCCUUCUAGGUCAGCUGAGAUAAUGUGCGCGUACACGAAGGUCGCCCGAGACUCGUAAAAUCGAUGAACGUGUCGCAACGUGAUUGCACGCCCUUAACGUUAACCCUUCUGCACAGACCGUCCCUGGUUAGAUCUGGCAAAUUUCAUUAUAGCGGCCGAAGCGUUACAUAAUUUCGAGGAAUUACACGAACCUAGCCACGAUUAAAUCUAAAGAUUGAUAUUUUUCUGCCGCGAUCUCUUUCGAUUAACAGAUUUUUUAUAAGAUAAUCGCUACAAUAAUUAUCGUUGACCAUUAUUGACAUUAUUUUUUAUUGAAUCUAUUAUAAUUAUUAAAAAAAAAAACAUUUUUUAAUAAAUUGUUUAAUUUGUAUGCAAUGAAAUGAAAAUCACGAAUCACAAAUUUCUCAGCUCCGUUUAGCGAACAAUUAAAUUUGUUAUUAUUUCAAUGUCGCACUUCAAGCUGUAGCGUUUAUCUCGUACUUUUUAAUCUGUCGCGUAAAUUCUCGUCUCGUUUAUCUCAAUUUUAACUAUAAGUUCGGCCGCUAAGAUGACAAAUACGAAGAUAGUGUGAUUAAGAGAGGGUCGUUUUUACGUAAUAAAAGGGAAGCUUUGUGCCUAAGGGUUAAGCGGAGCGGUGAGGCGGCCGAUCACCGAUACAUACGGCCGCCCGGAACCACUGAUUCCGCGUGAAGACAAACUUCCGAGAGUCAACUUGUCCCAAUCGCGAGAACUUGAAAAGAACGAACAAACUCGCAGCCGAAAACUUUUCAUACAUUUGUUGUAAUGUAGCGACAGUGCGCUGCACCUGUAAAACGUUAAAUAGCUGCGUAAUGAUAACGAACGAACCGAGACAUUUCCAAUUCGAAAGAGUUUUCCAGUAAUUGGCGUGCUGCCACGAAUAGUAUUUUCAACAUCAAUUUGCGCUCGAAAUUAUUAAUUACAACAUCGUGUUUAACGAUCGUUUCCCUAAAUAACAAGCUGACUUUGUUUAUUUUUAUUAAUUGACGCAUCUGCUUCAUCAAGCAUCGUUUUUUAAUUAUAUUUCAGGAAUUCUUCGAUUAAAUAUUUAGAAUAUUUAUUUCUUUUUAUGUGCGUUCGUAACGAUCAAAUUUCGGAAUAAUAACAAUCACCGUACAAUAUUGUUGGAUUUAAUUCUGAUUUAUUCAUAAUAUAUUCAUGGCACAAAAAAUCGAUUGGUGUGAUCCAACAUUUUCGCUUAGUAAGCUUCUUUUACACUCAACAUCUACAUAUAGAUUAUAAAAUAAAGAAUAUACAUUCCCUAUUUGCGAAUACUUAAUUAGCAGGACGCGAUAUACGUUCCUUUGAUUUAGCUCAAAAGUUAGUUUACACUUUGCAACUUAGCGUUGGUACGAUUUGUUGCUGAAACGAUACGGCAAGCGUUGAGUAAUGAUUUGAAUACGAUCACGACACAACAGUCGAAGAGAUUCUUAUCAUAUCCACGAAUGGCGAAGACACGUUAUUAACAUUAUUCCAGAAUCUUAGCAACGACGAGAUCGGAAUUCUUAUAAUUUAUAAUUAAGAAUCGUUCCUUGCGCGAGAAGGAUUAAAAGUCACGUCGUCGUCGCUGAGGUUUUAGAACAAUCGCACCGCGAAUGGCAGCGAUGCAAGCGUAAGAAUUAAUGACAAUGCACAGUGAGUGUCGAUGCAAAGAGAGGGAGAGAGGGAGGGAGAGAGAGAAACACAAUUGAGAGCGAGUGUCGUCGCUCGGGAGGAGAGGGAGAGCGAGCAGACAAAACAGGACUGUAUGCCCCCGGCGCCCUUUCCCGACUAUAGAGAGAAUUCGUGAGGAAAGUGUUAAGUGUAAAAUAAAUGUGUCACGAGCAAGUUUAACCGAAGAGCGGGUGUAAUAAAGCGGGGUGGACCCGACCACCGCCGCGCAGCAAAGUACUUUCUACUUACGGCAUAAGUGUUAAAUAAAACUUAAAGGAAAACACAGAGGAGACACACUCCCACACGUACACACAAAACACACACGCGUAUAGGUAAUAGUAGAGAAAAUGUAUGUAAAACCACGCGACUUUACAACUCGUAUGAUUUACACACCAUCCACAACUAGCCCGGAAAACUGUGUUCCCCACCCUUCAUUCACAUCCUUCUCACGAUCUUGUUUUCACACGGUUUCUCUUGCGAAAGAAACGCAUUCUUGUACAUAAUGUUUUACUCUUGUAAAUAAAUUACCCACACAA